Penicillium manginii is the source of this 1065-nucleotide messenger RNA. RefSeq names its product isopenicillin N synthase family dioxygenase. Lineage: Eukaryota; Fungi; Ascomycota; Eurotiomycetes; Eurotiales; Aspergillaceae. The record is from RefSeq and is a predicted model, not a curated record. Bases 1 to 1065 code for a protein of 354 amino acids. Gene Ontology annotation, molecular function: dioxygenase activity. The transcript is spliced from 2 exons.
AUGACCAACACCUCUCAAGAGAUGCACCCUGCAUCUAUGGGCGUGAACAAGGAUGAUUUGGUGAUUCCCCUGAUAGACUUUGGUCCCUUUUUUUGGGGAACCCCGUCAGACAAGCAUGCCGUCGCCCUAUCUAUCACCGAGGCGUUCAAGACCUCGGGAUUUCUCUACUUGAAGAAUCACGGAAUACCACCAUCGGUCGUGUCUCAAGUGUUCGCUUCUUCUGCUCGAUUCUUCGAUCGCCCCCAGGAUCAGAAAAACGGUUUAGGAUGGACAACCCCACAAUCAAAUCGUGGAUACGUUGCUAUUGGGAGAGAGAAGCUCGCUCCUCUUGAUGAAACAGACGACAUAAAUAAUCGCCGGAAGUCUGUACCUGACAUUAAAGAGACUAUGGAAAUUGGCCGGGAGGGCGUAGAUGGUUUGCCGAACCGCUGGCCCGACCAUCUCGAUGAGGAAGGCAAGAAGUUCAAGGAAACGAUGCUUGGGUUUUUUGAGAUGUGCAAACAUCUACACAAGCAGGUCAUGAGCUCCAUCGCCCUUGGCAUGAACCUUCCCGAGCACUUUUUCGACGAAUUUGUAAGUGGUGGUGAUAAUAAUCUUCGCCUUUUGCAUUAUCCCCCAGUCCACAAGGAUGUCUUUAAGAGGAACCCCGAGCAAGUUCGCGCCGGUGAACAUAGUGAUUAUGGCUCAGUUACACUGCUUUUCCAAGAUCGACAUGGGGGCUUGCAAGUGCGAAGUCCUAGGGGAUCGUUUGUUGACGCCACUCCAAUUGCUGAUACAAUCGUGAUCAAUGCCGGCGACCUACUCGCGCGCUGGUCAAACGAUACCAUCAAGAGUACCCGCCAUCGAGUAAUACAACCACCCAAGCCCGAGGGCGGAAAGAGUGAUGAUAGUUUGGUCGAUACGUACCCUUCGCGUUAUAGCAUUGCGUACUUCUGCAACCCCAACAACGACAAGGUCAUCAAAGCCCUACCGGGAACAUACGGUGAAGAUAUCCAUGUUGCGAAGAAGUACACAGACGUCACUGCGGGCGAAUAUCUAGUCCAGCGACUGACAGAGACAUACUGA